AUGGCGCGCAGAAAUCGUGGAAUAACCGGUGAUGACGAUGACGAUGAUGUUGUUGUACAUGCUAGAAGAUCUAGAACCAGAAUAUCUUAUAAGGAAUCUGAAGAAAGUGACGAUGACAACAACGAUGGCAUGAAGGACCCCAGACCUCAUAUCAUGUCUGAUGCGGAUGGAGAAGACGCGUAUAAUGACGAAAUCAAUGAUGAUUAUGAUGAUGAAGUUGUGAGUCGCAGUAAGCGUAAAAGUUCCAAACCAGUUAGAAAGUCAAACAACUCAGAUUCAGACUUUUAUGCGGAAGAUGAUGAAGAAGACGAUGAUGCAUUCUCAGAAGAGGACGAUUUUAUGGAAAAGCUACAAGAAAAGAAUUUCAUUGCUACUGAUGAUGAGAAUGAUGAGUUUGGUGGUAACUACGAGUAUGGUAGACGAGUUCCCAAAAAGAGAAAGAGGAAGAGUAGGUCCAGAUCUCAAUCAGUAGAACCCAAAAGAGGUAGGCUCACAAGAGGGACCGCAGCAAAUAAUGGUGGUGCUGGUGAAGAAGAGAAUCCUGGAGAAGAUACCGAAGCAGAUAAUAGUAUUCAACAAGAGAUUGCAGAUUUGUAUGAUUCUUCCCCUGAUGCAUCUCCGGUUAAACAUAAAUUAAGAGAACGAGAUCAUAAGGUGGAUUACACCAUACCGCCUCCGAUCACUAAUGACACUCAAUUAUAUCAAGAUACAUCUGCUUCAAAGCAAUCCUCAUAUACAGUAAGAAAGAGAGGGAGAACAACAGCAAAAAGCGAUUACAGAAAUAUUCUCUUCCCUACUGCCGGUCCAUUUGGUGGCAGCGAUGUAAUUUCCGUUUUUGGAACAAAUAUCCCACCAGGAGGUAUUCCGUUACCGGGGUUAAGACAACCUCAUUCUAAUCAACCUGGGAUGACAGCCAUUGGUCAAAAUUUAAGUGAUUCUGAUACUUCAGAAGAUGAAAUUGCACCCAUUAAUGGCUCAGCAACAGUCACUAAGAAAAAUUCAUUUGCGCCUAAGAAACCUAAGAGUGGUAAAGAUAAAGAUAAAAAGAAGAAUAAUUUAAGUGAUACAGAUCCUUUGGGUGUUGAUAUGAAUAUUGAUUUUUCAGUAGUUGGAGGGCUUGAUAAUUAUAUUAACCAACUUAAGGAAAUGGUAGCUCUACCUUUAUUAUAUCCAGAGUUGUAUCAAAACUUUGGAAUUUCUCCUCCCAGAGGUGUGUUGUUUCAUGGUCUUCCAGGUACAGGUAAGACAUUAAUGGCUAGAGCUCUUGCUGCCAGUUGUUCAACAUCUACAAAGAAGAUCACCUUUUUUAUGCGAAAGGGUGCAGACUGUUUGAGUAAAUGGGUUGGAGAAGCGGAAAGACAGUUACGUUUAUUAUUUGAAGAAGCAAAAAACCAACAACCUUCCAUUAUAUUCUUUGAUGAAAUUGAUGGGUUAGCGCCUGUUAGACUGUCAAAGCAAGAGCAAAUCCAUGCAAGUAUAGUUUCAACGUUAUUAGCAUUAAUGGAUGGUAUGGACAAUAGAGGACAAGUGAUUGUUAUUGGUGCUACUAAUAGGCCAGAUGCAAUUGAUCCAGCAUUGAGACGGCCAGGGAGAUUUGAUAGAGAGUUUUACUUCCCUUUGCCGAAUAUUAAUGCAAGAAAGCAGAUAUUGAAAAUUCAUACCAGGAAAUGGGAACCUCCAUUACAUGACUCAUUUGUGGAGAAGUUAUCUGAAUUGACGAAAGGUUAUGGUGGUGCUGAUUUGAGAGCCUUGUGUACUGAAGCAGCAUUAAACAGUAUUCAGAGAAAGUAUCCACAGAUUUAUCAAACCAAUGAUAAGUUAUUAGUUCAUCCUGAAAAAGUUAAGGUCAUAGCAAAAGAUUUCAUGAAUGCCUUGGAGAAAAUUGUGCCUUCAAGUGCCCGGUCUACAUCGUCAGGCUCAGCACCUUUACCUACAUAUUUAAAGCCAUUACUUUCAAACACAUUGGAUGAUGCCAUUGGCCGUUUGAACAAGUUGCUACCAAAUACAAUCACCACUGGAAAAUCAACUAAGAAUACCAACUUGGAAGAAGCCAUGUAUUUGGACCCUACUGUGAAUGAUGUUGAUGGUGGGUUUUCCAAGCACUCUUUAUUACGGGACUUGCAAAGUACGAUUGUUUGCAAACCUCAUUUAUUGAUUAGUGGUUCACAAGGGAACGGGCAACAAUAUUUGGGUGCAGCUAUUCUUAACUAUUUGGAAGGAUUUCAGGUACAAACCAUGGACAUUAGUACUAUGUUUGGUGAUCCAACAAGGACUCCUGAACUGGUUAUUGUUCAAUCGUUUAUCGAGGCAAGAAGACACCAACCUUCAAUUAUAUUUAUUCCUAAUAUUGAUGUUUGGUUUGACAUUGUACCUCACACGGCACAGGCCACUUUCAUUAGUUUAUUAAGAAACUUAAAGAAUACUGAAAAGAUUUUAUUAUUGGGAAUAGCUGAUACCGAGUUUGAGAAUUUAGGUCCCUCCAUUAGAGCGUUGUUUGGAUUAAGCAAUAAUUCUAUCAACAAUACCAACCUUAGAAACCCCACUCUUGAACAACGACAACAGUUUUUCGAAGCUUUAUUAACCACAUUAAAGAUGAGACCAUUUGAGUUCAUUAAUGAUUUGGAGAACAGGCCGAAGAGGAAGUUGAAGAAGCUUAAAGUUAUUGAGUCUGAACCUACACCAACUGAUAAGAAGAAAUUAAAGCAACAAGAAUACGAAGAUACCAAAUUGAAAAAUGUAUUGAAGAUCAAAUUGGCGGGGUUAAUGGAUUUAUUUAAGACUCGAUACAAACGAUUCAAGAAACCAAUUAUUGAUGAGAAUUUACUUCAUCAUAUUUUUGAUCCUACCAUUCCACAAACCAACCCUUUGUACGAGGUUUUAUAUGUUAAAUCCGAGGACCCAAAUCAUGCUAAUAUGAUUAGAGAGUUGACUACUGGGAAAUAUUACUAUAAUAUGGAUUUGGAUGUGAUUGAAGAAAGAUUAUGGAAUGGUUACUAUAGUGAGCCCAAACAAUUCUUAAAGGAUAUAAGAAUGAUAGUCAAGGAUUCAAUUAUGUCAGGAGAUAGAGAAAGAUCCCUUAAGGCAAAUGAAAUGAUGACCAAUGCUCAAUUUGGUAUAGAUGAUAUCUACACUCCUGAAUUUGUCAAAGCUUGUAAGGAAAUGAGAGAACGAGAAGUUGAGAGACAAGAGCAGAUAUUGAAGGAGUAUAAGGACUUAAAGGAGAAAGUUCAAACCCAGGAAACCAUAAACGGUAAAACUGAAGUAUUAGAAGCAACGUUAACAAACCCUAUUGUGGAAUCAUCCAUAGUGGAACCACCUACUGUGGAGCUCACUACUCCUUCGAUCCCCAACUCUACAGCACCACUGAUUUCAAUGCUGCUUUCCAAUGGCAAUGGCAGUGUACUUCUCAACCAAGCGAUGUUGGGAGACGUUUCUGAAGCUAAUUCUAUGGAAGUUGACGAAACUGAAGCUGAAACUAUGCUUGAGGCAGAAUCAUUAGCGGCUACUGUUCAUGAGGAUGAAGCAUCUGAAUCCGAAGUGGAUGAAGACUACAAUAUUGAUCUCCUGAAACAAGUUGAUCUUGGUACUAAGUAUCAAGAGUUCUUUGGUGACCUUUUAUUGAGAGUCUCUGAGAAUUGUAAUAUAGAUCUGCUUGAGGCCAUGAAUGCAAAGUUUAUGGAGAUUAUAUGGGAAGACAGAAACCAAUGGAAUAAAGCUGCAACUGUCGAUAAGCUUAUUGCAGCUGCAUUGGAGUUUGAAAGACUAUUAAAUCGGUAG
Lizanozyma spartinae is the source of this 3777-nucleotide messenger RNA. RefSeq lists its product as uncharacterized. Lineage: Eukaryota; Fungi; Ascomycota; Pichiomycetes; Serinales; Debaryomycetaceae. The coding region runs from base 1 to 3777 and encodes 1258 amino acids. The record is from RefSeq and is a predicted model, not a curated record. The transcript has a single exon. Gene Ontology annotation, biological process: positive regulation of transcription by RNA polymerase II. Gene Ontology annotation, cellular component: nucleus. Gene Ontology annotation, molecular function: ATP hydrolysis activity; ATP binding; histone binding.